Molecule: messenger RNA, 954 nt
Organism: Gadus morhua (Atlantic cod)
Lineage: Eukaryota; Metazoa; Chordata; Actinopteri; Gadiformes; Gadidae
Product: odorant receptor 131-2-like
Exons: 1
Coding region: 1-954 (317 amino acids)
Biological process (GO): detection of chemical stimulus involved in sensory perception of smell; G protein-coupled receptor signaling pathway
Cellular component (GO): membrane
Molecular function (GO): odorant binding; G protein-coupled receptor activity; olfactory receptor activity
Source: RefSeq, a predicted model, not a curated record
AUGCAUAAUGUGACUGGGUUGUCGGGCAAUUCAACAUCUCCAACCAAUUUACACGUUAUCAUCAAGGUGUGUGUGGUGGUUCCCUUCUUCUCCAUCUUCCUCUUCUGUAUCGUACUCAUGCUCUACAUCUUUGCAUCUAACCGGCACUUCAUGGACAGCACUCGCUACAUCUUGUUUGCCUUCAUGCUGGUCAACGACACCCUAGUAAUGUUGUCCUCUGUGCUGCUCUUUCUGCUGGCCAUGGGCCAAUCGAGGUUCCCCAUUGUCUUCUGUGCCCCCCUGCUGUUCUUCUCCACUGCUUCCUUCCUCAACACCCCUCUCAUCCUAGCUACCAUGUCACUGGAGCGCUACGUGGCUAUCAUGUACCCACUGCGGUGCCCACCUUUAUGGCGGUCCGACCGUGUCUGGUUCAUCUUGCUGUGCCUGUGGCUCAUCAGCUGUGUCCUCCCCACGGUGGACUUCUCCAUAGCGGGGGCUCGUCCCGGCGUGGACGUCCUCUCCACGCCCAUCUAUUGCAACCCUGUGGCCCUCAACUCUUCUCCCGUCCAGAUUUUAUUCAAGGUCUCCCUGAAUGGGCUUUUCUUCGGAACGAUGGCAGUCAUCAUCCUCUACACCUACAUCAAGAUCCUCCUGGAGACCAAGAAGAUGAGGCAGGACAGGGCCUCUGUGAACAAAGCCAUGCACACCGUGCUGCUCCACGGCUUUCAGCUGCUGCUCUGCCUCAUGUCUUUCACCAAUCCCAUUACAGAAAGGCUACUCCUGCUAAACGCCUACUUGCUGCCCGGUGACAUCUACUUCUUCACCUUUUUCUGUUUUGGCCUCAUUCCGCGUUUCCUCAGCCCACUCAUCUACGGCUUGCGGGACAAGAGCCUGAGAGACCACAUGAGAAAAGUCACUUUCUGCUGCUCUUAUAGCCUCAAGACCCGUGGCAUGCUGAAGCCAUCUAGAUUUUGA